AGUGUCACUAGAUCCUACUUGUCAUCCACGAGCCAUACCGUGGGCGUUACCUUCCCUUGCACACCACCACGGCCAUUUCCACGCUAUAAAAACCUACGCAGGGCAUCGCACACACGCACGGCCAGAGUCAAAGAUAAGCUAGAUACAGAGUCCAGAGUUCAGAGUUCAGACACCAUAUAUAGCAUCAGCGGCGGUGACACCAUGCGCGCUCAGGCGAGCAUCCUGCACCGUGUCGCCCUCGCCACCACCGGGCCAGGCGAGACGUCGUCGUCUCCGGUGAGCAUGGUGGCCCCGGAGCAGCAGCAGCAGACAGCGCCUGUCAUAACAGUGAACUCGGACAUGGUGAUAAUCCUGGCCUCCCUGCUGUCCGCGCUCGUCCUCGCCCUCGGCAUCGCCCUCGUCACCCACUGCGCAUGCAGACGCCGGCGCUCCGCCAACUCUCCUCCGCCCCCCAAGGGCCUCAAGAAGAAGGACAUCGAUGCGCUCCCUAUCGUAUGUUUCGCUGCCGUGGCUCCACCGCAGUCAUCGUCGUCGUCCUCAGAGUGCGCGAUCUGCAUGGCCGAGUUCAUGGAGGGGGAGGGACUGCGCGUGCUCCCGCGGUGCGGCCACGGCUUCCAUGUCGCAUGCGUCGACGCCUGGCUACGGACCUGCGCCACAUGCCCCUCCUGCCGCGCCCCCAUCGUUGCCACGCCCGCGACUCCCACUGUGGUGGUCGUAGUGGCGGCGAACAACAGGUGCGAGAGGUGCGGCGAGGUGGCAGCGCCUAACCGUGGCGUCGAGGACAUGUCCUUACCCCCAUUUUCUUAAUUCUCUGCUUUUUAGCUAGCCUGGCUGUCGAUCUGAUGUCUCUUGACAGGCUAGUUUUGCAAAGUAAAACUUGUGUUUACUUAAGAUUUGUAAUUUAAUCAGGCCCUGUAGUGGCUUGCUGCAUUCGGCGUCCAGCAAAACAUUGUGUUAUUUGCUCUGCUAGUACUCGUGCAAGUGGCCAUGAACAAGUCACCUACUUUCUGCGAUAUUCACCUCCUGUCCUCUUCAUUUAUCGGCCGGGACAAAUCACCACUUCAUCAUCUUCUUCUUCCUUUUUUCUUUUUUGCGGGUGAAAACAAUGUAUUACUCAUCACCAAGGUUCAUACAAUCAAUCACAGCUAGCUCUCCAGAACCUAACCAAGUCAUGGUUUCUACCCUAAAGGCGAGAAAAUUUUGCUACCACUUCAUCUUCUUUGACCUGGAACAAAUCAUUGAGCAUCUCGUUCGAUUGAAAAUAGCUUCAGUUUCAUCUUGGUUUUGACACCAAAUGGUUGCCAUCGACCA
This is a messenger RNA of Aegilops tauschii subsp. strangulata, 1311 nucleotides long. RefSeq names its product probable E3 ubiquitin-protein ligase ATL44. The record is from RefSeq and is a predicted model, not a curated record. NCBI's taxonomy places the organism in Eukaryota, Viridiplantae, Streptophyta, Magnoliopsida, Poales, Poaceae.